AUGAAAACGCUGCUCUUUGCCGUUCUGGCUGACGUUUGCCUGUCCUCCUUGGUGCCAGAAAAGGAGAAGAACCCCCAGUUCUGGAGGCAGCAGGCCCAAGAAACGCUGCAGAGGGCCCUGGGGCUGCAGCAACUCAACACCAACGUGGCCAAGAAUGUCAUCCUCUUCCUCGGUGACGGCAUGGGGGUCUCCACGGUGACUGCGGCGCGUAUCCUGAAGGGGCAGCUGCAGCGCAUGAAGGGGGAAGAGAUGGUGCUGGAGAUGGACCGCUUCCCCUUCGUCGCCUUGUCCAAGACAUACAAUACCAACGCGCAAGUCCCCGACAGCGCUGGCACUGCCACGGCUUACCUGUGUGGGGUGAAGGCCAAUGAGGGGACCGUGGGAGUCAGCGCAGCCGUGACCCGAUCCCAGUGCAACACCACGGCAGGCAACGAAGUGACCUCCAUCCUCAAGUGGGCGAAGGAAGCAGGCAAAUCUGUGGGCAUUGUCACCACCACACGGGUCAACCACGCCACACCGAGUGCUGCCUACGCGCAUUCUGCUGACCGGGACUGGUAUUCUGAUAACGAGAUGCCCCUCGAAGCCAUUCGGCAGGGCUGCAAAGACAUCGCUCACCAGCUGUUUGAAAACAUCCCAAACAUUGAGGUGAUUAUGGGUGGAGGACGGAAGUACAUGUUUCCCAAGAACACCAGUGAUGUGGAGUAUCCAAAUGAGGACAAGUAUCGGGGGACUCGGCUGGACAACAGAAACCUUAUUGAUGUCUGGAAGGAGCAGAAGCCUAAAGACAAGAAUGCCCAUUAUGUGUGGAACCGGACAGAGCUGAGGGCCCUGGAUCUGAACAAGGUCGACUAUUUAUUGGGCCUGUUUGAGCCAAUGGAUCUGAUGUAUGAACUGAACAGGAACAAUGAGACGGACCCUUCCCUGACGGAAAUGGUGGAGGUGGCCCUCAGAAUUCUCCGGAAGAACCCCCAAGGUUUCUUCCUGCUGGUGGAAGGGGGCAGGAUUGACCAUGGCCACCAUGAAGGGAAAGCCAAACAGGCGCUGCACGAAGCCGUGGAGAUGGACCGAGCUAUCGGCCUGGCGGAUGUCAUGACCUCUUCACAGAAAACCCUGACCGUGGUUACUGCUGACCAUUCCCACGUCUUCACUUUUGGGGGCUACACGCCCCGUGGCAAUUCGAUUUUUGGACUGGCCCCAAUGCAAAGCGAUGUUGACAAGAAGCCGUUCACCUCCAUCCUUUACGGAAACGGGCCUGGGUACAAAACAGUCGCUGGAGAGAGAGAGAAUGUGUCCUUGGUGGACUAUGCUCAUGCCAACUAUCAGGCGCAGUCCGCUGUCCCCUUGCGGCAGGAAACCCACGGUGGCGAGGAUGUUGCUGUCUUUGCCAAAGGCCCCAUGGCCCACCUCCUCCAUGGCGUCCAUGAGCAGAACUACAUCCCCCACGUGAUGGCGUACGCAGCCUGCAUCGGCGAAAACAAAGACCACUGCCAAUCCGGUGCCCCCCACAGCCUGUCAACACCGCUCACCGUGACCUCCACUCUCUUCUCCUUCCUCCUGCUCAGCCUUGUCUUCUGA
Molecule: messenger RNA, 1575 nt
Organism: Euleptes europaea (tarantolino)
Lineage: Eukaryota; Metazoa; Chordata; Lepidosauria; Squamata; Sphaerodactylidae
Gene: ALPL
Product: alkaline phosphatase, biomineralization associated
Exons: 11
Coding region: 1-1575 (524 amino acids)
Biological process (GO): dephosphorylation
Cellular component (GO): plasma membrane
Molecular function (GO): alkaline phosphatase activity
Source: RefSeq, a predicted model, not a curated record